Molecule: messenger RNA, 219 nt
Organism: Suillus subalutaceus
Lineage: Eukaryota; Fungi; Basidiomycota; Agaricomycetes; Boletales; Suillaceae
Exons: 2
Coding region: 1-219 (72 amino acids)
Source: RefSeq, a predicted model, not a curated record
AUGGACUCGGAUGUCUACAACCCGAUCAAGGAGACUGAGACUCACCGAUUCCUGAAGCGCAUACUCGCAAAACCCAAUCAACUGCAAGCUCAUAUUCGACACACCGCUAGCACUGUCGUCGUGCGAAUAUCCUGUUAUGACUUAAAUGAGAACAACGAUCCCUUACUUACUUCUCUGCAUGUUUGCCCAGGUAUGCACAACUCAGAAGGCGUCGAUUAA